AUGUCGGCCUAUGCUGUCCCCCCUACAGCUGCGGGCGCUCACAGCCCCCACACUGGCUUCGUACACCCUGGAGCAGGUGCACAUGCCCAGCCUGCCACCAGCGCAUCCGUGUACACUGCGAACUCGGCUCCCUUUUCAAGCCCCUUUGCAGACCCUGCCAAGCCCGCCGCCUUCACCCAUCCCCAGCAGUAUGACACUGCACCAGGGGUGCCGCAGGCCUACCAGCAGCUCAGCGCCUACACCACAGCCGAUGUCUAUGCUCACCCAGCCGCAGUAGGCACUGCUGCAGCAGCGCCGCAGCAACAGAAGCAGCAGCAGGCUGGCUCUUUCCCCCAUGCCGUGCCUCCCAACAGCUCCGCUUCGGCCCAUGGCUCCUCAUUGCACGGGUCGUCGGUGCCCACGCACCAGCAGCAGCCACAGCAGCAGCAGCCACAACAGCAGCAGCAGCAAAUCGCAGCAUCGGAGGAAGAAGCAAUGGUCUGUACGCAGGAAAUAGCUCACGCCUUCGUUUACCAGUACUACCUCAUGCUGCACGAGAACCCGAGAGACAUCUACCGGUUCUACGACCAAGAUUCCAAGAUGCACCGCAUAUCUGACCGUGCGUCCUCGGACGUGGACUCAGGAUCUGCAUCGGAGCCUCCGUGCAUACGGGCUAGCGGACUGCAGGGAAUCACUGCGGCUUUUGAACAGCUCAAGUUCGACAGAGCAACAUGCCGCAUCCGCAACAUCGAGGCUCAAGAGAUUGACAACGGAGGCAUUCUGGUGCUCGUCACAGGCUGUCUCAAGCACUCCAAAGACGCUCCAGGCAGAGAGUUCGCUCAGACAGUCCUGCUCGCGAGGAUGAAGCCGCCCAGAGCUGGGUGGUAUGUGCACACGGAGAUGUUCAUCUAUUUAGAUGCGAUGGUCGGAGCGGCGGCAGAAAAAGCAGCGGCAGAGGCCAGGAAGGAACAGAAAGAGGAGAUGCAGCAGCGGCAGAGGCAGCUGGAGAGGCAGCAGCAGCAACAGCAGCAGCAACAGCAGCAGCAGGAACUGCAAAGGGAACACUUUGAACAGCAACAGCAACAACUCAACCAACAACAGCAAGAGCAGCAGCAACAGCAGCAGCAGCCAACACAUACCGACGGAGCUUUGGGGGUUGCGCCCCGUGCGGAAGUAGAUUCAUCCUCGAGCGGGCCUGUGGCGGAGAAGGAGCCAGCACCAGCAGCAUCAGCAACACCAGCGACAGAAGCGGUGCAACAGAUAUCGGCGGCUGGGGAGAGCCCAGAUGAGACUCCGCAAGGAGCAAUAGCAGAUGGAGAGAAAUGCCAGGAUGUGCAGGUAGCCGAAGGACAGGCGCCAGCCGCCCCUAAAGCUGCGCAGCCAACUCGCAGCCGGUGGCAAAGACACGAAACCCCGCAUACUACAGAAGAGGCUUCGCCGCAGUGGCCAAAACCUGGCCAAACACCACAGAAGCCGCCAGCCUCGGAAGAACAGCAUUCACGGGGAGGCAAGCAACAGCAGCAGCAGCAACACAAUUAUGACCCGCAGAGUUUUGCGUACAAAGUACUGCAGAACGUCCGCCCUGUUGCUCAGAGAGGCUUCGCUAUCCCGGCCGUUCCCAACGCGGCUGCUGACGGCUCUGGCGAGGACCGGCCAAACGGAAGAGGCUCUCAAGGAGAGCAUCAGCAACCUACAGUCCCCCACCAGCAACAGCAGCAACAGCAACCUCCCCACCGCCGCCUCAUAAUCUUAGCUGAGGUUCCCGCUACCUUGAGCGCUGAUGAGCUGAAGGGCUCCAUAAAUGAAGCUCUAGCUGCUUUCAACAACGGGCAAUGCACGGACCUCCGGAGGCCAACCGGCGGCCGCACUUUUGGGAUCGUUUUUGAGGUCGACAGCCUGCAGAGCGCACAAUACCUUGUAGAGCAUGGACUUGCAAUCAACGGCAGACAGGCGCGAAUCGACUUCGUGCGCCCGAGGGGCAGCGGUGGGCCGGGGCGUGGCGGUCGCGGCGGUCUGAGCCAACGCGGAAUGGGUGUUGAGGGCAGGAGGUCGUCCGGAGAGCUGCGGCGAGGUGGCCGUGGAGGUGGCCCCAGCGGCGGGGCUCCUUUUGGGGGCCCGAGCGGGGAGAGAGCGGGCGGUGAGGGAGAUGAGGAGGAGGCUGAAGGUCAAUGGAUCGAUCCCGCAGCCAGACGCCGACAGAGGGCCCCUAGAGGCGGCUGGGGAGGCGGUGUUGGGAUCGGAGGGGGCCCUGUGGGCUCCCAGCGGGGCAAAGGAAGCAGCAGCGGCUACAGAGGAGGCCAGCUGAGAGCUGCGGCGCAAGAAUAG
This is a messenger RNA of Eimeria necatrix, 2304 nucleotides long. Its product is annotated as ras-GTPase-activating protein binding protein, putative. Gene Ontology annotation, molecular function: mRNA binding. The transcript is spliced from 7 exons. Gene Ontology annotation, cellular component: cytosol; ribonucleoprotein complex. The record is from RefSeq and is a predicted model, not a curated record. NCBI's taxonomy places the organism in Eukaryota, Apicomplexa, Conoidasida, Eucoccidiorida, Eimeriidae. The coding region runs from base 1 to 2304 and encodes 767 amino acids.